Messenger RNA from Candida tropicalis MYA-3404, 336 nucleotides. RefSeq lists its product as uncharacterized. Gene Ontology annotation, cellular component: FANCM-MHF complex; Fanconi anaemia nuclear complex. Lineage: Eukaryota; Fungi; Ascomycota; Pichiomycetes; Serinales; Debaryomycetaceae. Gene Ontology annotation, biological process: replication fork processing; resolution of meiotic recombination intermediates. Bases 1 to 336 code for a protein of 111 amino acids. Gene Ontology annotation, molecular function: protein heterodimerization activity; chromatin binding. The transcript has a single exon. The record is from RefSeq and is a predicted model, not a curated record.
AUGCCAAAGCAACAAUCUAAAGAAGAAAUAGCAUUGCAACUAAAAUCAGCUGUCUAUUUACAUGUUGCCAAGAUAGUUGAAGAAAAAGUAAAAGAAUUGAAUCUACAAGAAGAAAACACUACAAAUGAUCAUGGUAUAAUAGCAACCCCAACAUUCAUAGCACAAUUGGUAGAAUUGGUGUAUAAUCAAUUGAUAAAUCUUGGUGAAGAUUUGGAAUUAUUUUGUCAACAUGCUGGUAGAGAUAUAGUGGAACCACUGGAUCUAUAUAUGGUUACAAGAAAGAAUCCCACAUUACAACAAUUUCUUAAAGAUAUAGAGCAAAAGAAUAAAGAGUGA